Agrilus planipennis (emerald ash borer) is the source of this 2688-nucleotide messenger RNA. RefSeq names its product SH3 domain-containing kinase-binding protein 1-like. The coding region runs from base 172 to 2112 and encodes 646 amino acids. Gene Ontology annotation, molecular function: protein binding. NCBI's taxonomy places the organism in Eukaryota, Metazoa, Arthropoda, Insecta, Coleoptera, Buprestidae. The transcript has 5 exons. The record is from RefSeq and is a predicted model, not a curated record.
AGUGCAGAAUAGUAUGAGUUCAUGAAUGAAUGUGUUUCUGUCUCUAUCUUUUUUCGUAUACCGUAAUAUUUUUUGUGUCAUAAUAUUGAAAUAUGUAAAUCGUGUUGUAUUAAGUGAUAUCAUAUGGGCUUGGUGUGUAAAUAGUAAAUAAUGUAUUAAUUAAUUAAGAAGAUGGAGGUUAUCGUGGAACAUAACUACACAGCUAAAGAACCUGAUGAACUCACAAUAAAAAAGGGUGAUAUUAUCCAAGAUGUGAUAAAGAAACCAGGUGGUUGGUGGGAAGGUGUUUUGAGAGAUAAGAGGGGCAUGUUUCCUGACAAUUUUGUUCGGCCACUUGACCCAGGUGUCACCUAUAGGAACAAGAAGGAUGUCGUCAGAAUCCGUCAGUGUAGAGUAGUGUUUAGUUAUAAGCAAGAUCACGACGACGAACUUAGUUUAAAUGUGGGUGAUGUAAUAAAUAUAUUAGGUGAAGAGGAAGAAGGAUGGUGGAAAGGCGUGCUGAAUGGAAAAGUGGGUGUUUUCCCUUCAAAUUUCGUCCAAGAAAUAACCCCUUCAAUACCUGUUAGUAGGGCUAGCAGUAAAGAAAACUUGGGACCAGUAGGAUGGUCUGUGGACAGUUCUGAGACUCCUGUAGUGCAACCAAAACCAGUAAAAACUAUAUGCCAAGUAAAAUAUUCCUACACUGCGGAAGAUGAGGAUGAACUUACUUUAAAUGAGGGCGAUUUAGUGACUUUAAUAAGCAAAGAAGGUCAAGAUCCUGGAUGGUGGAAGGGGGAACUUAAUGGGAAGAUUGGAGUAUUUCCUGACAAUUUUGUAGUUGUUCUGACACCAGAAGAAUACAGCCAUUUGCAAAAGAGGGAAGAAUAUUGCAACCAGCAGAAGAAAAGUGAACUUCACAAGUCCGAAAUAAACCCCAAAAAGGCUAGUGAUGAUGAUGUUAAAAAUGUCCCACCAGGGGAAGAAAGGACAGAUAGCGACCCUGUUGCACGAAUACCACCCCCAGUCCCUAGCAAAAAGCCUUCUAUUUCGUUAAAGAAGUCCCCUUCGGGGUCUGGAGCACAGGGUAUCUUCUCUGGUCUACGUAAGAAGAUUGUGGAUGCAGUAGACGGUGCCACGUCCAGCAAACUGAGUUCCAAGUCCUUAGAAAGCAAGGAACCCCCCAAACCGAGUCCUACGAACGAGAACGCUUUCGACCAAGUUGUCAGGACUCCCAUGCUACAAGACGUACGAGCAACUCGUGCCAAAGGCCCUGAUCGUAGGCCCCCAAGUGUAGUAACAAAAGAGGGCGAAGCAGGAAUCACAAAUGGCUUUCCUAACGACCAGUCGAACCCCUUAGACGAGCUGACAGAAAAUAACACCUCUUUGGAACACUCUGAGGAAGCAGCGCCCCGUUUACGAGACCAAUUCAAAGUACCGUGGCUGGAAGAGAUGAAACUUAACCAGGCCAAAAGGUCAUCCACUUCACCCAAGCAGGAGCACAACAACAGGCCCAAAGAUAAGCAGUUGGCAACCCCUGAAAACGACGAAAAAACGGACAAACCCGAGAAAGAAGAGGCUGCGAAACCUCUGGUUGAAUCACCCAGACCUGCUGCAAAGCCUAAAACAUCAUCUACAGAGAUGGAUAACGUAGUGAUACGCAAAAUGGCCCCCAUGCCAGGCGGUGUAACGCCACCCACAAGACCCAAAACGAUCCACACCGUUCCAGAGACCAAGCCGACCAAACUUACCCCUAGUCCCAUACUGAACAAAGUGUCGCCUCCCCCUAAACCACGAGUCCUAGAAAAAGUAAAAGACGAUAUCGGAGUGUCAAGUGAAACCUCCAAUUAUAGUAUUCAUCAUGUAAAACCGUCGUCUUUUCGAUCGAACGACUUGGGUCGAUUAUCUAAUUCGAUCGAUCAAAGCAAAGGUUCGGGUGAUCACGAAGGUAUGUCGUCGAUUUCGGACAAGCUCUACGUGGAACUUCUCGACAGGAUAAAGAAAUUAGAGGAGAAAAAUGCUGAACACGAGACAGCCAUAGAGGAGCUCAGGGCCAAGCUACAACUCGAGACGGACAUGCGCAUAAUGCUCCAGGCUGAGCUUGAAAAGGUGAGCGACUCCAUCUUGCACGUUUAAACAACGCUUAAGUAACUUAAUGUAAAUUUUUAAAGACUUAUAGGGCGUUAACAAAAUUGUGUACUUACGCAACGAGUUAUUAUUAUCUUUUUAUAUAAUUUUCUGGUAAGUAUAGGUACCAAUUCAUCUGCUGCAGCAUUAAUUAUUGUUUCGUCAUUACUGCCUGUCUCUGCUUUUUGGUUUUUGAUAGUUUACAUAUAAUAACACGAUAGAAAAAAAGGGAAAAUAAAACAAUAUUACUAGAAAAUGAAAGGCAGUCGAAAUUUGUAAUUUUUAAUUGAACAGUUAAAUAUAUAUUAUACUUUUGAACUGAAAUUGGACAUCGAAUUUUUACUCUAAUAAUUGCAGCUUCGUUUCUGGGUUGCUUUUGUUAUUUUCUUUUUUGGUUGUGAUUCUUGUACAAUUACAACGUUAUGGUGUGCAUUAAAAACAUUUUUUACCUACAAUUAAGUAUUUUUGUGCAUUUAUUAUAAUUACUUACUAUUAUAUUAAUUGUUACCUAAUCAUUUCUAUGUUUUGUUGCUAUUUUUUUAUAUAUACUUAUAUGAAUGUGUUAUUAAAGGUUUUUUAUAUUUA